ACCCCUUCACUGUGAUUUCUUAUUGGACCAAAGCUCCUAUCACUCACAGCCCAACGUUGGUUGCUAUGGAAGGUGGAGGCUAUGGAAACCGAGAGAUGCCAAGCUACAGGAAGUAACUGAAAACGCAGCGGCUUUGAUUAUUUUGAACGUCGAACUUUCAAAAAACAUUAUUUAAAAAUUACUUUCGAAAGCAUUUAACCAGUGCUAUAAUUAAAAAUUGAAACGACAUAUUUCGAGUGUAUUUAAUUUUUUAUCCAUGCAAAACGCGUUGUUUUAAUGUGUGUAAGGCCUGCUACACGUUUACUUUUAGAAACGUUUCAUUAUUAUUAUUAAUUGACCCGAAAGUUGUUUUAGAAUUGUUUUAAAUAUAAAACGUCACAAAAUAACUCUUAACGCUGUGUUUUAGAUCUAUCUUUAUUAGCUCAUUUGAUUUACCUCUCGUUAUUAAAUGGCCAUAUAUGAGGUUUACUCCCACCCUGCUUUAUUAAGAUACAAGACCAGUAUCUGCACGAAAGCCACCGUGUUUUUAUUAAUCGUUUUGGUGCUCACCUACAUUCCACCUUUGCUGGUUUCUUACAGAAGUCAAGGGUUCUGGUUAAAACUCAGUACCUAUGAGGAGCAGCCAAGUGUACGAUUUCAAUACCAGGUUUUGUUAAUCGCAGCGACUAGUACCAGUGGAGACUACGUUGCAUGGAGUACAUAUCAGAACUUCAAUAACCUGCAGGGAACCAACCUUAGAAUACCUUCAAUAUCAGUGAGAGAAGAAGAUCAGAACCAGGAUGGGAAGUUUGACCAGCUCAGUCUCUCAUUGGGACUCCCACUCCAGUCCACAGAACAGGUGUACAGUGUCCAGCUUAUACUCACAUUCUCAUACCAACUUUUUAGGAUGUCUAACUUCGUAAUGCAGUGUAUGGCAUUCAUUCAACACUCCUCUCCAGUACCUGGAUCGCAGCUUUAUAUCAAUGGGGAUCUGAGGCUACAGCAGAGACAGCCCUUGAGUCACAGGGGUAUCAAUACCAGAUACAAUGUUUCUGUUAUUAAUGGAAGCAGCCCAUUUGCCAGUGCCUAUGAUCUUACUAACAUCAUCAGAACUUACCAAGAAAGAAAUGUUUCCACGCUGCUGUCAAACCCAAAUCCUGUGUGGACGAUGGUUCGAGCUGCCGGUACCCCGUUUCAAAUAAAUGCCGUUAUCAGAUACCCCAUGGAGAUCAUUACUUAUCAGCCUGGCUUUUGGGAAAUGAUUAAGUUUGCCUGGGUUCAGUACGUCAGCGUUCUGCUAAUUUUCCUGUGGGUUUUUGAGAGGAUCAAGAUCUUUGUUUUCCAGAACCAGGUUCUGCCCACAGUAGCAGUCCCUCCAUUCAAACAGCACCAGUCCUAGACCCGACUGAACCCACAGAACCAAGACAGCAGUGUGAAAUAGAAGGUGGCCUCUUCAAAUCAUUUGAUAAGGUUUUGCAGGAAGAGUUGCUUGUGUUUGCAUCUUUGGAAACAUUUUUUUUAAUACUGACUUUCUACACAAGCUGCACAUAUUUAGUUUGAUUGUGAAAUAGAAAUGUAUGUAACACAAGUUAUAUUUUUGUUAGAUCCUUCGAUACAGCAGUUAACGUUGCACAAACUUCCACAAAAUAGAACUGUAUGAUUUUCUAUGUAAUGUUUAAAGACAGAGGUCCAUAAUUUAAUAUUUAUACCAUUAAAACACAUUUGACAUGCUUUUAAAUACAAAUUACACCUAGUACUGUAUUUUUACAAGCACUGUUAGAGAUGUUGGUCUUCAGAACAAGCCCUAUUUUAAUUUUCCAGACAUUGGUGAUAUUUAGGUCCAUGUCUGUUUCGAUUAAAUAAAUAGACCCCAAUAUCUUUAUUCUGGUGGCAGUAUGUCGAUUUUUAAGAUAUUGAUUUGUGAACCUAUCGAUUUUUAAACUCGGAUAUACUUUGAGGAAAGGUUUGUUUUGCUGUUAUGCUGUAUCUUCCCCGUGAAACAUAAGACUUCAUGGUUAACUUUACUCCAGAGAACAGUCUGUUGCAUUUUGUGUAAAAGGAAAAUGAAAAUGAGUGUUACUAAAUUAACAAGGAUCAAAAGUGAAGUUGUUUCUUAAAAAAGCUUUGAACAUGAUUGAUGCUGCUGAUGGUUUUCUGGAGUUGUCAUGAAACAUGAAAGCUUUCGGUGAAGACCUACUACUGUAUAGGCUUGCUGUUUGCUUUCAAAACAGGAUAUGCUACUGUACAUCCUCUCUGUUAAAGAAAUCACAAGCCUAAUAAAUAGGCCUAUUCAGGGACUAGAUUGGCAAAACAAGUUAUUUGUUUUUUCCUAAUGUGUGUUGUAAUUUAAUCAUAAAAAUAAUUUUUAAUGGAAUUUUUUUAAACAAGUGGCAUUCUUCAUUUUUGUUUUAUAUAACUUUGUACUUUUGUAAAUAAAAAUAUGAAACAACCAGUUUUUUUCAUGUAAGAGUUAGAUGAAAAGUACAUCAAGUUUGCAGGCCUGUGGUAUAGCACAUUUAAUUUGGCAUUGGGAAGUAAAAGGGCUCAGAUCCAAUUGACCUAGUUAUUUUUUUUUUAGAUAUUAACAAUGUGUAAUCUAAUACAUAUUAAUUAACUAUGACCAUAAACUACAGCAUGUUUUUAUUUGUUUUAUUAGUAUUCUUUAAUAAAACGGGUCUCUCAAAAUAAUGAAGUAAUUUACUUUGGCCUUAUUUCAGACAGGACUGGUUAAAGCCAAUAUCUGCGCCUGUGAGCUGUCCUUUCCCUUGCUCUUUGUCUGUCAGCAACAUUAAGCAUGCCAAGUCUCUAUGUGGUCAUACUGCUGUGGCGCCUGUCUGUUUCCCUGUUAAAUGUAUGGAAGUCUAGUCUCCAUGGUGUUUUUCUGGUGUUGCUGACACCAAUAGUAUUUUCUCUCAUUCUAUGAAGAAUGCCAACCUGUUUUUUUGAGUACAUAUUCCAGACUGGCAGCCAGACGAAAAAUCUGCACUGCCCCUGUGAUUUUAAGAAGCUUAAUCCCAAUGCCAUUUGGUUGAUGAAAUUGACUGUGGUUUGAGCUAAGGACUGCAGGUCAGAAGAGUCUAGGUUCAGUUCCCGGCAUCAUGGGCAAGUUGUACCAAUUGAAAUAAGAUACCCCAUUAUAACUGAGCUGUAUUAUAUUUAAAAAACACAAAACAUAUUUACACGUUCCUGACUGAUGGCUGAUAGGAAACCAUGCACUGCAGAUAUAUAGAAUAUCAGUGCUACUUGUGGCAGCAGUGUGGAGGAGUGGUUAGGGCUCUGGACUCUUGACCGGAGGGUUGUGGGUCCAAUCCCAGGUCGGGGACACUGCUGCUGUACCCUUGAGCAAGGUACUUUACCUAGAUUGCUCCAGUAAAAACCCAACUGUAUAAAUGGGUAAUUGUAUGUAAAAAAAAAUAAUGUAAUUGUAUGUGAAAAUAAUGUGAUAUCUUGUAAUAAUUUUAAGUCGCCCUGGAUAAGGGUGUCUGCUAAGAAAUAAAUAAUAAUACUUG
Molecule: messenger RNA, 3488 nt
Organism: Acipenser ruthenus (sterlet)
Lineage: Eukaryota; Metazoa; Chordata; Actinopteri; Acipenseriformes; Acipenseridae
Gene: tmem231
Product: transmembrane protein 231
Exons: 7
Coding region: 449-1378 (309 amino acids)
Biological process (GO): cilium assembly; regulation of protein localization
Cellular component (GO): ciliary membrane; ciliary transition zone
Source: RefSeq, a predicted model, not a curated record